Molecule: messenger RNA, 1071 nt
Organism: Knipowitschia caucasica
Lineage: Eukaryota; Metazoa; Chordata; Actinopteri; Gobiiformes; Gobiidae
Source: the annotation of a GenBank genome assembly
AUGACUUUCGCCCCCCACAUCCCCGACCCUCCACCUCCCCCCCCUACCAUCCCAUCCCCCUGCCAUUCCCCCUUUCCCGUGCCCCCCCCCCCCCUUGUGUUCUUGUUAGAACCCCCCCACCCUGCCCCAAUCCCCCUCGCCCCUCGAUUCAUUUACCCACCCGCUACCCUCCCCCCCAACCCACCGCCGUACCCCCCCGGUCCCCCCCCCCCGGCCACUCGCCCCCAACAGCCUGUGCCCCCCGGCCGGGCGCCGCCCCGCCACCCCGUGCCCUUUCCCGAGUGGUUCGGCCCCUCCCGGCUCCUCCCCUCUAAAUCACCAACCUCCGCCUCCGACCCGCCCCCAUCCCCCCGGCGUCCCGGCCCCCUGCCAUCCCAACGCUUAGCACACCCUCACCCCCCCCCCCCUCCCCUCAAGUCCCCAAGUACCCACCUGCCCCCUCCCCCCAACCUCCCUCAUCUCCCCGCUAGCACCCCCCCUACCAACCCGACCCCACACCCCCCGACCGUCGUCCCCCCGCCCACCCCCCCCCUACCCCCCCCUCCGGUCCCGCCGAAAGCCACCCUACCCGCAUCGACCCCCUCCCCCCGCCACAGUUCUACCCCCGUCCCCCCCCCCACCCCGCUACCCCCCCCCCCCCACGCCUCCCCCCCCCUCACCCGCACGUCGGUCGUCAACCCGCACCCUAUUCCCCCGUCCACGCCCCCACUGCCCCGCCCCAAUGGGCCGGCCCUCGGCUCCGUUGCCCCCCUGGCCGUCUCCUCCGUGCCAUUCACCGCGCAGUGGCCCUCUCCCCCAAAUGAUCCGCCCCGACCUGGUACACUCCACCCCUCCCUGCCCGCGAACCCGAACACUCACCCCCCCACCCCGACGCCCCCGGCCUCCGGACCCCCCCCGGCCCCCCCCCCCCCCAUAGGUGCCUCCCACGCGCCACCCCUCAGCCCCCCCUCUGAGCCCCCGCACCGGCUAGAACUAAAUCCCUAUGGCGCCGCCCCUCAACCGCCCCCCCUCAACCCUCCUGACUUAUUAAUCCCCCCCAACCCCACCCCCCAGGCAACCAUGCCACGAUAA